CCCCCCCCCCAAAAAAAAAAAAAAUUGGAGUGCACCCCAAAAUUUACACCUUGGAUCUUCUUCCUCCUCCUCCUCUUCCUCUUCUUCCUCCUCCUCCUCCUCCUCCUCCUCCUCCUCCUCCUCCUCCCGCCCUAAAUCCGCCUUCCCACGGGGCAGCCGGGCCAGGUGGAAAACAGGCCCCAAAAAGGGGGAAAAAGGGGAAAAAAGAGGAAAAAAAGAGGAAAAAAAGAAGAAAAAAAGGAUUAAAAAAUAAAAAAAAAAGAAGGGAAGAGGAUAAAAGGAUGAAAGAAUAAAAGAAUAAAAGAAGGGGGAGAUUAAAAAGGAAAAAAAAAUAAAGGGGGAGAAGGAAGACGAGAGAAGCGAAAGGAGCGCGAAGGAAUUUAAAAAAAAAAAUAAAAGAGGAAAAAGAAGAAGCAAAAAGAAGGAAAAGGGAAUAAAGGAGGAGAGAAGAAGGAGAAAAAGCAGGAGAAAAGGCUGAGUUUUGGGAUGCAGCUGCCCCUGGACAGACCCAGAGCAUUCCCAGGAGCCUGAGUGGAACCAGAGCAGCUCAGGAGGGUCCCAUGGAGCAGGAGGGGACCCCCGAGGAGGCUGCGGGUGGGGACGGAAUUCCCGCUGCUGGGGGUGAAAUUCCCAAUGCUGGGGACACAAUUCCUGGUGGUGGGGACACAAUUCCUGAUGUAGGGGUUGGAAUUCCCAAUGUUGGGGACACAAUUCCCAGUGUUGGGGACACAAUUCCUUAUGUAGGGGUUGGAAUUCCUAGUGCUGGGGAUGGAAUUCCCAGUGUUGGGGACACAAUUCCCAGUGUUGGGGACACAAUUCCCAGUGCUGAGGACACAAAUCCCAAUGUUGGGGACACAAUUCCCAAUGUUGGGGACACAAUUCCCAGUGCUGGGGACACAAUUCCCAAUGUUGGGGACGCAAUUCCCGGUGCAGGACAUGGAAUUCCCAGUGUUGGUGACAGAAUUCCCAGUACUGGUGACACAAUUCCCAGUGUUGAGGAUGAAAUUCCCAACAUUGGUGACACAAUUCCCAACGUUGGUGACACAAUUCCCAAUAUUGAGGAUGAAAUUCCCAACGUUGGUGACACAAUUCCCAACGUUGGUGACACAAUUCCCAAUGUUGAGGAUGAAAUUCCCAACGUUGGUGACACAAUUCCCAAUAUUGGUGACACAAUUCCCAAUAUUGAGGAUGAAAUUCCCAACGUUGGUGACACAAUUCCCAACGCUGGUGACACAAUUCCCAACAUUGGUGACACAAUUCCCAAUAUUGGUGACACAAUUCCCAAUAUUGAGGAUGAAAUUCCCAACGCUGGUGACACCAUUCCCAAUACUGAGGAUGAAAUUCCCAACGUUGGUGACACAAUUCCCAACGCUGGUGACACAAUUCCCAACGUUGGUGACACAAUUCCCCGUGCAGGGCGUGGAACUCCCAGCGUAGGUGACGGAAUCUCCGGGCUUGGGGACACAAUUCCCAGGGCAGGGAAUUCCCAGGAAGGUUCUGGAGGUCCAGCCAGGCAGCAGGAGGGGGUCUCCAGCCCCGAGGGACCCCCGGGGGGCUCCCCCCAGGAGCAGCAGGAGGGGCGGUCCCUACAGGAGAGGGGGUCCUUACAGGAGAGGGGGUCCCCAGAGGAGAGGGGGUCCCUACAGGGGAGGGGGUCCCCAGAGGAGGAGGGGUCCCCUCUGGAGGGAGGGUCCCUACAGGAGGGGGGGUCCCUAGAGGAGAGGGGGAUCCAGCAGGAGGGAGGGUGA
Molecule: messenger RNA, 1748 nt
Organism: Haemorhous mexicanus (house finch)
Lineage: Eukaryota; Metazoa; Chordata; Aves; Passeriformes; Fringillidae
Product: SUMO-interacting motif-containing protein 1-like
Exons: 3
Coding region: 561-1748 (395 amino acids)
Source: RefSeq, a predicted model, not a curated record